Molecule: messenger RNA, 2183 nt
Organism: Calypte anna (Anna's hummingbird)
Lineage: Eukaryota; Metazoa; Chordata; Aves; Apodiformes; Trochilidae
Product: deleted in malignant brain tumors 1 protein
Exons: 12
Coding region: 1-1809 (602 amino acids)
Source: RefSeq, a predicted model, not a curated record
AUGGCUGCCACCAUGAUCUUGGUGUGGAUGGUAGUGAUGAGUCUUCAAAUUCGGGUGGAAGCAGUGCCAAGAGGCUUUUGGCCACCAGCUUUUACCACGAAAAAAAUGUUUCCAGCAACAGAGCCAGAUACCUCCAGCUUGAUGUCCAACGUGUGGAUGACUUCAGGCUCUCCAAGGCCCAUCUCCUGUGGUGGUUUGCUUCAGGGUUCAUCUGGCUCAUUCCACAGCCCAGGAUACCCCAGCUCCUACCCCAACAAUGCCCGCUGCCUCUGGCACCUCCGGCUGCGGGAGCCACGUGGCAGAGUGGAGCUCAGCUUUGUAGAUGUUGAGCUGGAGGGCAGCAGCUGCCAGUACGAUGCCAUUGAGGUGUAUGAUGGAGGGUCCCUGGAGAGCCCACUCCUUGGGAAAGUUUGCAGGAACGACCAUCGUGUCUUCAAGUCAUCUGGGCACCAGUUGACCAUCCUGUUCCACAGUGAUGGCAGUGUCACUGGCAGAGGUUUCCAGGCCUCCUACUACUUGUUUCUUGAUUUUGGCAGCACCAAGGAGCCAGAUACCACCAGCUUGAUUCCUCCCUUCUGGUCAAGCAGAGAGCCAGGAACCUUCAGCACGGUGCCUGCUCUGACAUCGACCCCAGAAGAUUAUUCUUGUGGUGGUUUGCUUUCCUCUCCGUCUGGGACAUUACAGAGUCCAUUUUACCCCAACAAUUAUCCAAACAAUGCCAACUGUGUUUGGGAAAUAGAAGCACAGAGCAACUUUCUUGUCACCCUUGUUUUCGGAGAUGUUCAGAUGGAGGGUGGCAGGUGCCUGUCUGACUACUUGGAAGUCUAUGAUGGGCCACUCUAUACCUCCCCUCUCCUUGGGAAAUUUUGCUCUGGUUCCUACCAAACAUACACAUCUUCCUCCAACCUGCUGACCCUCCAUUUUUACAGCAACUCUCGACACACCUACAGAGGGUUUCAGGCUUACUAUUAUUCCACUCCAGCAGAUCAGAGCACCACCCUGCUGUGUUUCCCAGAUUACAUGCGUGCAACUGUGAGCAGAUACUACCUUCAGUCACAGGGCUACUCUGCUUGGAAUCUCACCUUGAACGACCCCAAUUGCAAACCCAACAUUACCUCUGACUAUGUUAUAUUCGACGUUCCCUACAUGCACUGUGGCACAGUGAGAGAGGGAGACAACAACACAAUAACUUAUUCCAAUAUGAUUAGAGGAUCCUCUUCUGGUUCUGUCAUCACAAGAAACAGAAGCCUUCACUUGCAUAUCAACUGCAAAAUGCUUCAGAACACAUGGGCACAAACAAUGUAUAUUGCAGAUGACAAUUUUGAAGUCAACGAAACUCAGUAUGACAGAUAUGAUGUAAACCUCACCUUUUAUCACUCUCCCUACUUCUCUCAGCCAGUGAAUGACUCUCCAUACUAUGUUGACAUCAACCAGAAUUUGUUCCUUGAAGCUUACCUGAACAGUGCUGAUCCAAACUUGGUUUUAUUUUUGGAGACAUGUGUGGCAUCUCCCACUCCCCAGAAUUUUACCACAGUUACCUAUGAUAUAAUCAGGGAUGGGUGUGUUCGAGAUUCGACCUACAGAACCUAUUACUCACCCUACAAACACAUCCUCAGGUUUCAAUUCAGUGCCUUCCAGUUUGUUCGUAGCAGCCCUGUGGUUUACCUGCAGUGUGAAUUUGUGGUGUGCAGGGCCUAUGACUAUUCUUCCAGAUGCUACCAAGGCUGUCUUACAAGGCCCAAGAGCCAGGCAAGCUUUGGCCAUCCAAGUGUGAAAGUUGUUACUGGCCCAAUACAGCUUCGGCAAUAGGAAUGUGGCUGGUUUUGAGUAAAACCUUCUCUUUUGGUUGAGAACUUCUUUAAAUGUCAAUUUAAAUUCUGAAAUAUUUAGCAGCAGCUCUACAAUAAAUUUUAGGAAUGUGCUUACUGCCUCGUGCCUGUUCAUGUCCCUCCACAUCAGUUGCCCUUCUUCUUCAUGUAACUACAAUGCUGAUCCUGUGGGGAGUCCAAUGAGACAGGGAAUGGGCAGGGAGGUGGAACCCACCUGGACCCAAACUGCAUUUCUGUGUCAGAAAAACCCCUCUGAAAUGGCUUACCAGAAUAAUUUGUGAUCUCCAAGCUUUUGUUAAUUGUUUGUUUUCUUAGUAGUAAACCUGAAAUGUUGAAGUUGUAGCUUAAGUUCUA